AUGGCCAUGGACGCUCUCAGAAAUUUGGCCAGCAAUAUCCCGGAUUGGCAAAGACGACUUGACGACUUGAAUGGCCAGAUCGAACGUCGCCAGGCGGAGCUCGCCGCUAUUGCUGGGACAAAUCCUUCUCCUACCGUUUCACCCCGUUCUCUCCGUAAUAAGGGCUCUUCAGAAUCGCUAAAGCCGAAAGAUGAUGGCCCAAUGCAUCCUGAUCUCGACUUGGCAGCGGCGCCUCGCCAAAAUCAUGCGAAACGAGACGCUCUUCGAACACCAUCAACACCAUUUGGAGAGGCCAAAGCUAUGCCAGCCUCGCCGCCAAGCCCUGACAGCGAGAGCCGUGCGGCAUUGCAUAGACAGGCCUGUGAAGCAGUCAACGCCCAUGCCCGAGCAUGUGCACAAACCAAAAAGAAGCAAAGGUCGUCGUUGGCCCCAUUUGCAGAAGGGGUUCCACCUACAUAUCGAACUCGCAGUAUGAUUAUAGUAUAUUAUGAUAGCUAUGUCCAAGGAUUUUUUGACGAGCUGGUGAGAUUCAUUUCCUCAAGCCGGAACUUGAUGCGCAAGGCAAAGAUGGCAGCCAAGGUGGCGCAAAUCAAGCGCAUGGCUGAGUUGGAAAUCGCAAACGACGCACAGCGUACCAGCGACGAAAGGUUUGCUGUUGAUGCAAUCCCGUCAUUGAGGUACAUGAACACUCGAAGAGUUGGCACUACGUCACAAGAACUCACUCCUGGAGAGGCUAGCCGUUCGGUUGGCCCUGGACAACCUGCCGACGUGUAUGACUCUCUGGACAAAAGCCUAGAGUUCGUGCAGAGCACGUGUGAACAUGGAGCUCACCAGUUCCUGAGGGAUGCCGACUGCUAUGACGAGAUUGAGAAGAUCCUAACGUGCCUAGCAGAGGUUUUGAAGGCGGCAAACCAGGAGAUUGACCGUGUGCAACGAGAGGACCCCGAGCUUGCCAAGGAAACGGGCGAAAUGGGCAAGGUACGCAUGCACCGGCCGAUUAGCGUGAGACGCGAUAUGGCGGCGGAACGCAAGGAUGAGAUUCUCGAAGAUGAAUGUUUAAUAUGGGAGAUACCCACAAUGCAAGAUGCCACGGCACCAGCAGAAAUGACGCUCGAGGUGGACACUAAUCUAGAAGAGGAGGAUACGGACAAUCUCCCCGUACUGCAGUAUCGAUCGACCAGAUUUAUGCGAAGCCAUGCCGUGUGA
Molecule: messenger RNA, 1206 nt
Organism: Metarhizium album ARSEF 1941
Lineage: Eukaryota; Fungi; Ascomycota; Sordariomycetes; Hypocreales; Clavicipitaceae
Exons: 1
Coding region: 1-1206 (401 amino acids)
Source: RefSeq, a predicted model, not a curated record